Molecule: messenger RNA, 2594 nt
Organism: Cannabis sativa
Lineage: Eukaryota; Viridiplantae; Streptophyta; Magnoliopsida; Rosales; Cannabaceae
Product: root phototropism protein 3
Exons: 5
Coding region: 250-2298 (682 amino acids)
Molecular function (GO): protein binding
Source: RefSeq, a predicted model, not a curated record
AAACAACAACAAUCACGCUCCAUAAAGCACCACUUUCCUUCCUCCUAAUUUCUUUCUUCUAAAUAAUAUUUUCACCAUUUUAAUUCAACUCACUCCAUUACAAAAUUUUCUCUUUUCCCUUUUUUCUAAUGUUAAAAAAUAAAAAUGAGAAUAGAAAUGAAAUGAAAUGAUCCAAAUAUACAACAUCUGAGUUGAGAAGAAAGAAAACCCACCUCAGAUUUUCCAGGAUUUUUGGUUAUUACCAUCAUCAUGUGGGAAUCUGAAAGUGAGUCAGUUGCUGAACGUGAGUAUGGGAAUGGAGUUCUUAGCUCAAGCAAACAUGGUGUUAAAACUGAUGGGUUUGAGCAACGUGGACGUGACUGGUAUGUGGCUACUGAUAUUCCCAGUGAUUUGCUUGUUCAAGUUGGAGAUGUUUGUUUUCAUUUGCACAAGUAUCCCCUUCUUGCAAGGAGUGGAAAGAUGAAUAGAAUUAUAUAUGAAACCCGGGACCCGGAUAUGAGUAAGGUUGUUCUUGAUGAUAUUCCUGGAGGGGCUGAAGCUUUUGAGCUAGCAGCAAAGUUUUGUUAUGGAGUAGCUGUUGAUCUAACGGCUGCUAACAUAUCCGGCCUUCGUUGUGGCGCGGAGUAUCUUGAAAUGACUGAGGAUUUAGAAGAAGGCAAUCUUAUAUUCAAGACAGAAGCUUUUCUGAGUUAUGUUGUUUUGUCUUCAUGGAGAGAUUCCAUUGUUGUUUUGAAGAGUUGUGAGAAGCUCUCUCCUUGGGCUGAGAAUCUUCAAAUUGUGAGAAGAUGUAGUGAGUCUAUUGCUUGGAAGGCUUGUGCUAAUCCUAAAGGGAUUAGAUGGGCUUAUACUGGGAAACACCAGAGUGUUUCAAGCCCGAAAUGGAAUGAAAGGAACGAAUCUAGCCCGAGUAGGGGUCAGCAACAAGUUCCUCCUGAUUGGUGGUUUGAAGAUGCUUCAAUUCUAAGGAUUGAUCAUUUUGUUAGAGUCAUUACUGCAAUUAAAGUAAAGGGUAUGAGAUUUGAGCUUAUUGGAGCUGCAAUAAUGCAUUAUGCAUCUAAAUGGCUACCGGGUUUGAUAAGUGAAGAUGGAUUUGUAGUUGGAGAUGAAGGCAGCCACAGCAGCAACAGCAACACUAGUAGCAGUGGAGCUGCCAGUUGGAAAGGCGGGCUUCAUAUGAUUCUCGCAGGGACUAAAGAAGACAUCCCAACGGUGCAGGCAAAAGAUCAACGGAUGAUAAUUGAGAGCUUGAUUAGUAUUAUACCGCCGCAGAAGGACAGUGUCUCCUGCAGCUUCCUUCUUAGGCUGCUGAGAAUGGCAAACAUGUUGAAAGUGGCACCGGCUUUGGUGACUGAGUUGGAGAAGAGAGUGGGAAUGCAGUUUGAGCAAGCCACUUUGGCUGAUCUUUUGAUUCCUAAUUUCAACAAAGGAGAGACUAUGUUUGAUGUUGAUCUUGUUCAAAGACUUUUAGAGCAUUUUCUGGUUCAAGAACAGACUGAAGGUUCAAGUCCAAGCAGGCAAUCAUUUUCAGAUAAACACAUGUAUGAUGCAAGCCAAAGAGCUGCUCUUGCUGGUCCUAAUGCCAAGAUGAGAGUAUCUAGGCUUGUUGAUAGUUACCUUACUGAGGUGUCUAGAGACAGAAACCUCUCUCUCACUAAGUUUCAGGUACUGGCUGAAGCUUUGCCUGAAUCUGCAAGGACAUGUGAUGAUGGCCUUUAUAGGGCAAUAGAUUCCUAUCUUAAGGCUCAUCCAACACUCUCUGAGCAUGAAAGGAAGAGACUUUGUCGAGUAAUGGAUUGUCAAAAGCUAUCGAUCGAUGCUUGUAUGCACGCUGCUCAGAACGAAAGGCUUCCAUUGAGAGUAGUAGUCCAAGUACUCUUCUCAGAACAGGUCAAGAUAAGUAAUGCCUUAUCCAAUACUACACUGAAAGAGGCUGCAGGAGAGUCCCAGUUCCAACCAAUGGUCUCAAACAGAAAAAGUCUACUUGAAGGGACCCCACAAUCAUUUCAAGAAGGAUGGGCUACUGCCAAAAAAGACAUUAACACACUAAAGUUUGAGCUGGAGACUGUUAAAGCCAAGUAUGCUGAACUCCAAAACGACAUGGAUACCCUUCAACGACAGUUCGAAAAGAUGUCAAAACAAAAACAAGGAUCUGCUUGGACAAGUGGAUGGAAGAAACUUGGUAAACUUACAAAGAUGACACACAUUGAGAACCAUGAAAUUGGUUCUCAGCUCCCUACAACAGCUGCAGAUCAGCAGACCAAAAAGACUCCUAGAAGGUGGAGAAACUCAAUAUCUUAAGAGAGAGAGAUACAUAUAAAGAAAUAGAGAUUGAUUGGUUUUUUUUUUCUUUUCCAAAAGUGAUUUUCAUUUUUUAUUUGCAAGAAAAAAUGAAGGCCUUUUCUUUCUUUUUUUGUUUCUUUAGUACAGUGUUUUUGGGGAAACUAGCAUAAUAAUUGACACUAAAUUCUGUUAGUUGUCUUCAGUGAGUGACCCCUUUUUUCUUUCUGCUUUUUGUAAUGUAAAUGGAUUUUUGAACUUUUUGUCUUUUCACUUUAAAGAAUGAAACAGCCUUGAGCUGUAAAAUCACAUAGAAA